UGCUUACUAAUACAUUCAUCCAAUUUGAAGAUUCUCCAUUCGGAGACCUCAAUGAUCAACUAAAUUUCAAGGGUGAUGAAGACCUAGUCAGUCUGGGAUGGAGCGGUGAUGAUCAAAUAAACCUAUUAGAAGAGUUCGAGCGCUCAUCUGACUUGCUCUCAACAUUUCAAAGAAAUGGAUCCUCAGCUAGUGUUAUCAAUCAUGCUCAUCGAGAAAAUGUAUCUUUCUGCAUUGAGGAUGAAACAAGCAAAAAUCUUGUCUCGAAAGAGCAAGGAAAAGGCUCUGGAAAACAAUCUCAGAAGAAGAGGACUAGAAGACCAAAAUGUGAAGAGAAGAAGAAGCAGAAAUUGAUAGAGCAAAAAGAAAAGCUACGUAUGGAUGUCAUCAGCAAGGGCAUCCUCCGAAUGAUCAGGAGGUUCUUUCAUAGGAUUUUUACUGAG
This is a messenger RNA of Moneuplotes crassus, 440 nucleotides long. Lineage: Eukaryota; Ciliophora; Spirotrichea; Euplotida; Euplotidae. The record is from the annotation of a GenBank genome assembly.